Molecule: messenger RNA, 1144 nt
Organism: Onychostoma macrolepis
Lineage: Eukaryota; Metazoa; Chordata; Actinopteri; Cypriniformes; Cyprinidae
Exons: 1
Coding region: 128-1144 (338 amino acids)
Source: RefSeq, a predicted model, not a curated record
AAGCACCUUAUCAUUAAAAUCUCCUACAUUUUCAAGUCUCUUUUCUGACUUUAUUAUCCCAGAUAGCACACAUACAUCUGUCUUUUAAAGACUGCUUGAUCUGGAACAUCUGAUAAACGUCUUUAAUAUGUCAUUUUACAUUCAUUCUGUUUUGCAUGUUCAAUUACCACCCAACUUGGCCUUCAAUGAAUCAGCAAGUUUCAAAGGAUUCUGGGACCCUGGAAGUCCAAUUCCCUUUUUUGAGGGACAGUUAAUUAUGAAGACAGACAAUAAUACUGUUCUGUAUUCUGUUCUGUUCAUAAUUUUUAUGGACAGAAUUUCUAGGCGCAGUCAAGGGCUGGAGGAUGUCUGGUUUGGGGACCUCACAAUUUCGUCUCUACUUUUUGCGGAUGAUGUUGUCUUGUUGGCCCCAUCAGACCAGGACCUUUGGCAUGCACUGGGAUGGUUUGCAGCCGAGUGUGAAGCGGCUGGAAUGAGAAUCAGCACCUCCAAGUCCGAGGCCAUGGUGCUCAGUCGGAAAAAGGUGGCUUGCCCACUUCAGGUUGGUGGAGAGUUCCUUGGGGUCUUGUUCACGAGUGAGGGAAGGAUGGAACGGGAGAUUGACAGACAGAUCGGUGCAGCUUCUGUAGUAAUGCGGUGGAUGUACCGGUCUGUCGUGGUGAAGAAGGAGCUGAGCUGCAAGGCGAAGCUCUCGAUUUACCGGUCAAUCUACGUUCCUACUCUCACCUAUGGUCGUGAGCUGUGGGUCAUGACCGAAAGGACAAGAUCCCGGAUACAGGUGGCCGAAAUUAGCUUUCUCCGCAGGGUGGCUGGGUGCUCCCUUAGAGAUAGGGUGAGGAGCUCAGUCACUCGGGAGGAGCUCAGAGUAGAGCAGCUGCUCCUCAACAUCGAGAGGAGCCAGUUGAGGUGGCUCGGGCAUCUGUUCCGGAUGCCUCCUGGACGCCUUCAUGGGGAGGUGUUCUGGGCGAGUCCCACCAGGAGGAGACCCCAGGGAAGACCCAGGACACGCUGGAGGGAUUAUGUCUCCCGACUGGCCUGGGAAAGCCUCGGUGUCCCCCCGGAGGAGCAGGAGGAAGUGUCAGGGGAGAGGGAAGUCUGGGCGUCUCUGCUUAGAAUGCUGCCCCCGCGACCCGGCCCCGGAUAA